Alternaria novae-zelandiae is the source of this 741-nucleotide messenger RNA. RefSeq lists its product as uncharacterized. The record is from RefSeq and is a predicted model, not a curated record. Gene Ontology annotation, cellular component: MIS12/MIND type complex; kinetochore. The transcript has a single exon. NCBI's taxonomy places the organism in Eukaryota, Fungi, Ascomycota, Dothideomycetes, Pleosporales, Pleosporaceae. The coding region runs from base 1 to 741 and encodes 246 amino acids. Gene Ontology annotation, biological process: mitotic sister chromatid segregation.
AUGGACACCUCCCACCGCAAAAUCGAACUCCAAUCCCCCUCGGACCUCACCUUCCUCACAUCGCAAAUCCGCACCGCCGCGCGCCAGAAACUCGACUUGCACCUCCCGCCCGUGCCCUCCAGCGCUACGAACGGCGAUGCGCCAGACGAGUUACGACGCUCGGUUGAGGACCUCGUUGAGAUAUUUGUUGCGAAAGUGCUGCAGGGGAUAAGGCAUAAUGUUAGUAUCAAUGGGAUUGAUGUUGUGGAGAGUGGGGAGGAGAUGGAUGGGGUUGUUGGCCAAAACGGAGGGGGAGGUGGUGGUGGUGGAGGUGGUACAGGAGAAGGCGAGAGCAUGGUCGAAACAGUGGAAUACGAACCUUUCGACGAUAAACUGCGGAGUCAACUAUCUGCUACAGUAGCGAAACGCGAUGCGCUCAUUGCGAAGAUAAGUCAGCAACGAAGGACGACGCCGAAAGUUGCGGCGGAGACGUGGAUGAAGGGGUGGGAAGAGGAGGGGAGGGUGUGGGCGGACAUUCAAGAGUCACUACAGAAAGAUGCUGCUGGUGGUGGGAAUGGAGAUGGGGAUGGGGAUGUGGCGGAUGUGGAGGCGCUGCAGAGACAAGAUGAGGUUGAGAGGAAUUGGGAGAGAGCAGUCAUGGGGUUGCAGAGGUUGAAUAAGGGGUUGCCGGAGACGAGGGCAAGGUUGGAGAGGGCGGGGGAUGUGGUGGGGUAUUUGGGGGGUGAGAAUGGGAAGAAGUGA